AUGUCAUCUGAAGCUCAAGAGUCGUCUGGUUCCUAUGAUUUCAUCGUUUGCGGCGGGGGUACGACCGGUUGUGUGGUGGCCGCAGGCCUGGCAGAAGACUCAAACAUCACCGUUCUAGUCAUCGAAGCCGGUCCGCAUAACGAAGACCUUGAGAAUGUUCACAUGGUCGGCGGCUGGGCGGCGAAUUUCGGCAAAGAGACCGAUUGGAAUAUUGUUACAAACCCCGGAGCUGGAAUCAACAAUCGGCAAGUAAAAUUGAGCAGGGGAAAGUUCCUGGGCGGCUGCUCAGGUUGCAAUGGUACACUUUGCAUCCGCGGAUCCAAGCAAGACUAUGACGACUGGCAUCUACCAGGUUGGAGUGGCGAAGAGUUUUUCACGUACAUGCGAAAGGCUGAAUCGUUUGUGAGCAAGCCUUGGUUCAAGGCAUCAGAGUCGUCUCACGGAUACAAUGGCAAACUGGGGGUCGAACCACAUGACUUGGCCCCGAUUUCAGAGCUAGUUCUGAAAUCAAUGGAUUCCAAGGGCCUCAAGCUCGAUGACGACAUGUUUUCGCAUGGAGAAAACCCGCACGGCUGUGGACAUGUACCACGAACGGUAACGAGUGGUCUUAGAACGACAGGUGCUGAUUUUGUUAUCAAUGCGAACGCCAGAAAGAAUAUCACGAUAUUGACGAAUACUUACGUCGACAAGGUCGUGUUGGAGCGAGAUUCAAAGGGUGAACUCGUAGCCACUGGCGUCAAGGUUCUUUCUGGUGACGGGAAACAGAGUACGAUUGCUGCCAAGAAGGAGGUGAUCGUGAGCGGCGGUGCCUACUGCAGCCCGAACAUCUUGAACCGGUCAGGGAUUGGUGCCAAGGACGAGCUGGAUAAAGUCGGGAUUACUACUCUCCUGGACCUACCAGGUGUUGGAAAGAACCUGAUGGAUCAUCUUAUUGUCUUCAUAUUCUAUGAAGUCGACCAACCUGGUCUAACCAAUGACCACCUUAUCUAUCCCGAAGCCGCCUUCACAAAGUCAUAUGAACUUUGGAAGGCCGAAAAGAAGGGGUUUUUGUCCACCUUUCCAUUCGGGGCUUUUGCUUUUGCGCGUCUUGACGAGCGUUUGAGUGACUCCGAGUUGUGGAAUAAGGCCCCGAGAGAGUCGGGCCGUGAUCCAAUGGGACUGACACCAGCGCAGCCCAACGUUGAGUUCUUCACAACCGAGUGUUAUGGUGGACCCAAGCAAUUUUCGGAUUUUCCUGCUGAUGGAAAGUCAGCGUUUAGCCUGAUCGCAGAGCUUUUUGGUCCCAGGUCACGAGGGACGGUGGCAUUGAAAGAUGCAAACCCACUUUCGGCUCCCGUUGUUGACUGUCAGUAUUUGUCUGACCCUCUGGAUGUCGAAGUUUUGGCAGAAGCAUGCCGAUUCGGAAAUGAAAUAAUCACACAAGGCUCGGGGACGAAGGAUGUUGUCAAAGGUUCCUGGCCACCUGAGGCUGCGCAUCACACGUUCUCGUCCCGGGCGGAUUGGGUGCCGUAUGUUAAGAAUAAUGCCACCACAUUAUCAGGCUAUCAUGCUUCUGGCACAUGCAGAAUGGGUGACUUGUCAGACGAGCGCACCGUUGUCGACCACAAUCUCAUUGUGAAGGGAGUCAAGUCUCUCCGGGUUGUCGACGUCAGCAUCAUGCCGAUUCUCCACGGUGGUCAUACACAGAUGCCCGCUUUUGGGAUCGGAGAGAAAGCUGCUGAUCUUAUUAGGGAAACAUGGAACCUGGCUACAGAAGCAAAAUGA
Molecule: messenger RNA, 1764 nt
Organism: Cordyceps militaris CM01
Lineage: Eukaryota; Fungi; Ascomycota; Sordariomycetes; Hypocreales; Cordycipitaceae
Product: GMC oxidoreductase, putative
Exons: 6
Coding region: 1-1764 (587 amino acids)
Molecular function (GO): flavin adenine dinucleotide binding; oxidoreductase activity, acting on CH-OH group of donors
Source: RefSeq, a predicted model, not a curated record